Leucoraja erinaceus (little skate) is the source of this 3374-nucleotide messenger RNA. RefSeq names its product atlastin GTPase 2 (gene atl2). The record is from RefSeq and is a predicted model, not a curated record. Gene Ontology annotation, biological process: endoplasmic reticulum organization; protein homooligomerization. Gene Ontology annotation, molecular function: GTPase activity; GTP binding. The coding region runs from base 16 to 1800 and encodes 594 amino acids. NCBI's taxonomy places the organism in Eukaryota, Metazoa, Chordata, Chondrichthyes, Rajiformes, Rajidae. The transcript has 15 exons.
GCGCAGGCGCCGUGGAUGGGGGUGGGGGAGAUUCUCGUGGCGGAGGUCCCGCUGCUGGAGCGGAUGUAUCCUGGCGCCCCUCAGCGGGGAGGGGGAGGGAAAAUGUUGCUGAAGGCGGCGGAGAGGUCGGAGGAAAUGCGGCGGGGGCUGCGGGAACAGAGAACUGAUGAGUCUGGCAUCCAGGAGGUUCCAAUUACUUUGGAUGAUAUACAUAUGAAAGAGGCCAGGCCUAUACAGGUAGUGUUGGCUCAUAAAGAUAAUCAUCAUUUUGAUCUGGAUGAAGCAUCCUUGGAGCGAAUUUUAUUGCAAGAACACAUUCGGGACUUGAAUGUUGUGGUUGUCUCGGUGGCCGGAGCAUUUCGUAAAGGCAAAUCGUUUUUGUUGGAUUUCAUGCUUAGAUACAUGUACAGUCAGGAAGCGGGCGGCUGGCUAGGGGGCGAUGAUGAGCCGUUAACUGGGUUCACCUGGCGAGGCGGAUGCGAACGGGAAACUACUGGUAUACAAGUUUGGAGUGAAGUUUUUGUGAUCCACAAAUCAGAUGGAAGUCAGGUUGCGGUACUUUUAAUGGACACUCAGGGGGCCUUUGACAGCCAGUCAACCAUAAGAGACUGUGCUACCGUGUUUGCUCUUAGCACCAUGACGAGUUCUGUUCAGGUAUACAAUUUGUCUCAGAACAUUCAAGAGGAUGAUCUGCAACACCUUCAGCUCUUCACAGAAUAUGGGCGCCUGGCUAUGGAGGAAGUGUACCAGAAACCCUUUCAGACAUUAAUGUUUUUAAUAAGAGAUUGGAGUUAUCCCUACGAACAUUCAUAUGGGCUGGAAGGAGGCAAGAGGUUCUUAGAAAAACGGUUGGAGAUAAAACAAAACCAACACGAAGAGUUGCAGAAUGUUAGGAAACAUAUCCAUUCCUGUUUUGCCAAAAUCACCUGCUUCCUAAUGCCACAUCCCGGUCUGAAAGUAGCCACAAAUCCUGGUUUUGAUGGGAGAUUAAAAGAUAUUGACGGCGACUUUAAAAAGGAACUCCGCAAUGUGGUGCCCUUUCUCCUGUCCCCUGAGAAUUUGGUAGAAAAAGAAAUCGGAGGAAGCAAAGUGACUUGUCGGGAUUUAGUUGAAUACUUCAAGGCUUACAUCAAAAUUUAUCAAGGAGAAGAACUGCCUCAUCCAAAAUCUAUGUUACAGGCAACAGCUGAAGCCAACAAUUUAACUGCUGUUGCAGGAGCAAAAGAUGCCUAUAGCAAGGCUAUGGAGAUGUUUUGUGGGGGAGAUAAACCUUACAUAGCACCAGGUGAUCUGGAACAACGACACUUAACCUUAAAAGAAGCUUCCAUCAAGCAGUUUCGGUCAGUCAAGAAAAUGGGCGGGGAAGAGUUCUGUCAACGCUACCAAGAGCAGCUCGAGCAAGAAAUGGAUGAGAACUAUGCAAACUUUGUAAAGCACAAUGACAGCAAAAAUAUUUUUUAUGCUGCACGUACACCGGCCACACUCUUUGCUGUGAUGUUUACCAUGUACAUAAUCUCGGGAGUGACUGGAUUUAUUGGCUUGAACUCGAUAGCUUUGCUAUGCAAUCUCAUGAUGGGGAUAGCUCUGAUCUCCCUCUGUACCUGGGCUUACACCAAAUAUUCUGGUGAAUUCAGAGAAUUUGGAACAAUCAUCGAUCAUGUGGCUGAAACUAUAUGGGAGCAGAGGAGUCCAAAGAAGGUAUUAAGCAAGCUGUUCACUUCAGCUCGAAAUAAAGUGAUCCAUCGUUCUGUUACAUCUACACUGAGGCUAUCAUCAAACAACAACAAGAAGAAAAACUAGAUGUGCUUUCUCAUUGCUUGGGAUGGGGAUGGAAGUGUGGACGGUGGCCUGUACAGUGCUGAACUGAUCAGGGUUUGGCUGUGCGGCAAGCUAUAAAUUGUAUAUGGCUAACUCAACAUAGGGUGCAGCGCUGCUUAUUUCUUUUCAAGUGACUUACAAGACACUGACUUGAAAGAGUUGUGAUGUUGAAGCCACUGAGUGACAAUUUGAUGGAGGAGAACAUAAAGCAAACUGUAGCAAACUCCAUCAAAGCAGGGUUGACCGAGCAGGCCUCCCAGCAUGCCAAAUUAAAGACAAACUGACAAUCCAACUUGCCUCAUGCUGUCGAGUGUUGCCUGUAUGUUAUGAACUUGGUGAGUCAAUUUAUAAUUAGUCUGCAUAGAUUUUGAAGUGAAAGUCCCAACUUCACCUCAUGCUGCCACAAAGAUCUGAAGAAAGAAGAAACUGACAGAAGAUUUUUAUAAUUGGUAGAGUGAAUUACAUGACUAAACAAGAAAGUACGGGGAUGAGUUUAAAAGUUAAUUUUGAAUGUUAAUUUUUUCAUGUACACGAGUUGAAUCUCUUAUUCCGGUCACCAUUGGUGGAUUUGUGCGAGAGACUGAGGUGCAUCAUAGUGUUCAGUACAGAUAAAUGGAGAUGGUGAUGAAUAGUAAAGCUUGAAACCAGUCUGCAUUUUCUCUCUUUGUUAAUGCUUUGCCUGAAUUACCAGUAUUACACUGCAAAUCCAAACUAGCCAGAUUAUCAGGUUAUGUUGUGGACAAACCUACUGUUGGAUGAAAGUGAGUGAGGCUUGCCUUGCUCCUGAUCAAAACCCGAGGACCUUGUGAAUCAGUGACAUUUGAACUACGGGGAACUUCACUUCAUUACUGCCAUAAAUCCAUCCAAUGUGCUUUAAUUUUCUCUUUCUGAUGGCGAUCACUCCGUCCACAAAGAACUCUUACCCAUAGUUAUCGGUUAGCAUUUGCCUGCACACUGCGUUAUUUUUAAUUUUCUAUCAAAUUAUAGAGAUGGGGCAUGUAUAUUAAAUAUAAAUAUAUAAAUACCAAAUUUUGUAUCAAAGUUUUUGUAGUUAAUGGCAAAAUCUGGUACAGUGGUAGGCUCCGUGCAGUUAAUGUAAAGGACUGUAUUUGUGAGUGAUGUAAGCAUCAGAAUGCAUUAAAUUUGAGGUUUUGAUAUGUUUGUGAUAAUUACCUGCCUUGAGCAUUACAAUCCCACCACUUAUUGCAAAGCAUUGGUAAUGUUAGUUGUGAAAUUCGGUUAUCUUCUGUUGCAUUUUAAAGUUAUAUCCUGUAAUUUAUUUUUCAACACAAAAUUAAAGUACUCUGACGUUUCCAGCUUCUGUUUUUUUUUGUGAAAUGAAUGAAACCUGCAAGAUGUAUUGUACAGGUGAUUUAAAUGUCAAAAGCAUUUUAAAAUUUAAGACUUAAUCUGUAAAAUGUAUCUAGGUCAUAUUGGCCUCAUUUAAGUGUCAACAAAGAACAUGUUUUCUUUUUCCUGAGUGAUUGUGUCUGUAUAUAAUCAGUAAUGGGUAAUAUAAAUUGUUUAGUUAAACAUUAAACAAUUUUCACAAUUUA